UGUUGGAAUCCGGAAGCGAAAUUACUCAUCGGAAAAUAAAAAUGGCCUUGUUUUGAAUUUGCGAAGUUUUGAUAAACGAAGGCAAUGAUGAAGAGACUAAUCGUCCUGGUUUGUUUUUUUAAAUGUAUCUUAGCAAAUGAUCCAGAUGUUACAAUAGAUGAAACCAGCCCUGCAACAAAAUUCACACCUUUUGAGAAAAUAAUGACGGUGACGAAAAACAGCGACGCUUACCUUACCUGUAAAGUAGAAAAUAAACCACCGGACAAAGAUGUGGAGUGGGUUGGUAUACCAAUGCAGCCUGGGGCACCCUUGAUUUCUAUCUCUACCGGUCCAGACUCCAAAGAUCCCUUCAAAUACCAAAUAGAUGUCCCCUCUUCUUUGCAAUGGAGAUUGAAAAUCCAGAACGUGCAAGUGUCCGAUGAAAUGAAGUACUACUGUCAGGUUUCAAUUGGCGUUCAAAAAUAUGCUAAAGAUGUAAGAACUUUGAGAGUUGUGACAGCACCGCAAAUUGCCGACCUUGAAACAGACAGUGAUAUGACUGUUAAAGUUGGAGAUCCUGUAUCCUUGAAAUGCAAUGCAACCGGUAGACCCUUUCCAAUUGUAAAAUGGGAAAAGCUUGCAGGAGGACUCCUGCCAACUGGCGGACGAGAACACAGAGAUUAUGUUCUUGAUCUUGGUAAAGCCAAACCGGAAUAUCGUGGAUCAUAUAAAUGCACAGCUCAAAACGAAAAAGGAAAAGCUGCUCGAAUUGUGUCAGUUGUGGUCCAGUUCAAACCGAUUGCAAGGGCAGUUGAAAAUCCAGCACAGCAGAUGGUUGGGUACAGAAAAGAUUUGAUGUGUGAAUUUGAAGGCUAUCCUAUUCCUACUAAAGAACAGGUUAGAUGGUCAAAGAAUGGUAAUGCCAUUUCAGAUGGUGGAAAUUAUGAAACAUCCUAUAUUGAAGGAGCUUCUGACAAAGUUCGAAUCAAGCUAACAAUAAAGAAAGUAAGCAAUGCUGAUUUUGGUUAUUAUCAGUGUGGUGGAUCAAAUUCAGAAGGAAGUGGAAGUACCCAAAUAGAGCUUCAAUCAUCUAAUGUUCCAACUCCAGACUCUACUGGUCAGAUUAACAGUGCUGGAAUGCUGACCUUCAGCAUGAUAACUAUCAUGAUGUUACUCUCAGUGUGUCUUUUACAUAAAUUUUAAUGAACACAAGAAAACUUAACUCUAUUCUGGACUAUGCAAGUCUAAUCUAUCUGUACAGAAAUCAUUUAUAUCAUAUAAAAAUAAUUGUAAAGCAUUUAGUCAAGGUUUAAGUCUUUAAUGAUUAAAUGUAAAGUUAUGUUUAUAAACGAAAGAAUUUAAACUCUCAUAUCAUUGUUAAGUUUUAUCUAUACUUCUGACAUAUUAGUGCCAUUUUGAACUAUUAUAACUAUAUACACAGGUAUAUGUUUGAAAUUUAAUAUUUUCAGAGUUGUGAACAUUUUUAUGUGGUUGUGAUUUUUCGGAUGUAAACUUGGAGGGAAUUUUAUUUCAUAUUCACUCAGAAAUGAGAAUUGUAUUUUUUGUAAUAUGCAUAUCAUAUUUUUUUACUAUUGUUAAAUGCAAGUUUUCUACAAAUAUGUAUGAAUUAUGAUUGAAUGAAUGUUUUCAUGCUAUCAAGGAUAUGUAGCAUUUCUCAUCACAUGUUUAACAUAUUACUGUGGUUUAAUAACAGUUGUUAGGUCAGUUUUCAAUAUUUGUUAAAAAUUAAAAUUAAAAAUUCUAUGUCAACGCCGUUUUGCUGAAUCAUUGCAUAUUAAUAGAUACUUAAAAAAAGUUUUAUCUAUCAAAAUUUAAAAACAUAAUAUUUUACUGUCUAGUAAUUAUGAUUGCCUUUAUUUAAAGAAAAUGACACACAGUCUUCACCAUCUCUUUACUGAGCAUGGUUUCCGUUCUGUACCCCUAUCAAUAGCAUACUUUAUAAUAGCAAAGAGAUGAAUGUCAUAGUACAUGAUACUUUUAUGAUGCUUUCUGAAACUGAUUUUGAUAAAUUUUUAGUCCAUUAAUGAUAUUCGUUUUAGUUUAGGAAUGUUUCAUUCAUCAUUUAGAGAAAAAAAUGCUAUUUUUCUGGUAACAGGUUAAUACUAAGUUUUAACUGGUAAGUGGGAUUUGUGUACAUUUCAACUUACAUCCCACUGAAACCAGUUAUUACACUAAAAAAAAGUUAACUUAUAAGGCAGUAUGUAUGGAUAACAAGUUAAUAACUGUGAUUUAUGCAUUCCAAAGAUUCAUUGAUAAAAGGAUGCGGGUAUUAUCAUCCAUUCUACGAAACAUAAAACAAAUUAUUUAAGGCAUCAAAUGAAGAUAUUUGUGAUUUAAAAAGAUAUGAUAAACCAUAGGGAGUACGUACAUGUUUAUGUAUCUUGUGUUUGUUCAUUUAAUCUCUCAGGAGCAUAUUAUUUUCAGACAGGUAAGGCUUAUGUUGAACAACAAUUUUCAUUGUAUAUUCUCAAUAUUUCAUAUAGUUUUAUCAGAGUUGCUGAUUUGUAACAUUCCAUGUAUGUGAGAGUAUUUUUAUACAGAAUGCUGUUUUUCAUUUAAUACAUUCCUUUUAUGUACAUUUGUAUACUUUGUACAUAGAUAUACAAUACUUGUAUUUACCGGUACAUCAUGAUUUUUAAAAAAAAAUAAACCUUUUACUUUAUAUAAUAAAAUAAAUAUAUAAUUAGAUUCA
Messenger RNA from Saccostrea cuccullata (small rock oyster), 2692 nucleotides. RefSeq names its product protein amalgam-like. The coding region runs from base 85 to 1182 and encodes 365 amino acids. Gene Ontology annotation, cellular component: neuron projection. The transcript has a single exon. The record is from RefSeq and is a predicted model, not a curated record. NCBI's taxonomy places the organism in Eukaryota, Metazoa, Mollusca, Bivalvia, Ostreida, Ostreidae.